Messenger RNA from Purpureocillium takamizusanense, 495 nucleotides. RefSeq lists its product as uncharacterized. The transcript is spliced from 3 exons. NCBI's taxonomy places the organism in Eukaryota, Fungi, Ascomycota, Sordariomycetes, Hypocreales, Ophiocordycipitaceae. Gene Ontology annotation, cellular component: mitochondrion. Bases 171 to 443 code for a protein of 90 amino acids. The record is from RefSeq and is a predicted model, not a curated record.
CAACGCCCCAUGCUCCAGAUUUCGUGACCAAAGUCCGGACAAGACCGGGCUCCUGGCGCAGCUGCGACCUACGAACUACUGUUCGUAAAUAUUACUUGGUUACAUAAAUCAUUGCACCAGACCCGAUGCCGUCCCUUUUAUUGUUAUAGUCGCACACCGCGGGCGCGCACAUGUUGCGCACCUUUUCCACGCGGCGGCGCCUCGGAGGCGCUCUAAGCCUUGAUCACUUCCUCCAGCGCACCCGCGUACUCGCCUUCUACCGCACCGUCCUGCGCGGCACGGGACACAUCGCCGACGCCAGGACCCGCGCCGAGACGCGUCGCUACGUCCGCGACGAGUUCGAGCGGCACCGCAACGUCACCGACAUUGCUCACAUACGCUACCUCCUAUCGACGGGCAAGACCGAAUGGGAGAGCAUGGAGAGGUAUAUCGGGGGUAUGUAGCCUAGCCUGUAAAGAAGAAACCAGAUGCCGUAAUUGUACAUGUAUGUGUGCG